AUGAUCUCAGACAAGUACAUUGGUUUGGCUUUGGCCAUCACUUCUACUUUAGCUAUAGGAACGAGUUUUGUUAUCACUAAAAAGGGGUUGCUACAUGCUUCGGAAAACCACGGAUUUGAAGGCGAAGGCUUCACAUAUCUUCGAAGUCCAAUAUGGUGGGGAGGCAUAGGCACAUUGGCAAUCGGCGAAGUUGCCAACUUCGCAGCGUACGCAUUCGCACCUGCAAUCCUAGUAACGCCUCUAGGUGCUCUUAGUGUUCUGAUCGGCGCUGUACUUGGUUCUUAUUUUCUCAACGAGCGGCUCGGAACGCUGGGCAAGCUUGGAUGCGCCAUGUGUCUCCUCGGCUCGGUUGUCAUCGUACUUCACGCACCCCCAGACCAACCUGUAGAAACGAUUGAUAUGAUCCUGGAUCUCGCUUUGACCCCUGGUUUCCUUAUCUAUUGUUUGGCGGUAGCGAUUUUCUCAACAGUCAUGAUUUACCGUGUUGCGCCAGUUCACGGAAAGAAGAACCCCCUCAUCUUCAUCUCGAUCUGCUCCACAGUUGGCUCAGUUUCGGUCAUGUCCAUCAAGGCAUUCGGCAUUGCAUUGAAACUUACCUUUCACGGAACUAACCAAUUCACGCAUGCGUCGACCUAUGUUUUCGCUAUUGUCACAGUUUUUUGCAUCCUGACGCAGAUGAACUAUUUCAACAAGGCAUUGACCGAAUUUUCGACAAAUAUUGUUAACCCGUUAUAUUAUGUGACUUUUACUACCGCUACAUUGUGCGCUUCGUUUAUUCUCUUCAAAGGCUUCAACACCACUGAUGCUGUCAACACCAUAUCACUUUUAUGCGGUUUUCUCGUCAUUUUCUCUGGCGUCUAUCUCCUGAACCUGUCUCGACAUGAUCCUGACGGACGAAAGCUCCUAGCUUCGAAAGAUGAGGACGAUGAUGGUGUGCCUACCGACGGAAUCGCAAGUUUCUCGACUAGGCGCUCUAUGCAAGCACGUAGGAGCACAGAUCCCCAUCGCCGGAGCUCUUCUAGCAUUGCAUUCUUGAAUGGCCAAGGAGACAGAGAAGGGCUCAUGCGUUCAUAUGAUGUCGAGAACGGCGUUAUUGGUCUUACUGACCUAAGAGAAGAGGAUGAUGGCGAGCCAGGUCCUACUCGGAAAAUAAGCGAGGACGGCCACGUAGCGUCACCCCAACUUAAAACCGAUGAGCGGUAA
Molecule: messenger RNA, 1203 nt
Organism: Talaromyces proteolyticus
Lineage: Eukaryota; Fungi; Ascomycota; Eurotiomycetes; Eurotiales; Trichocomaceae
Product: DUF803 domain membrane protein
Exons: 8
Coding region: 1-1203 (400 amino acids)
Biological process (GO): magnesium ion transport
Cellular component (GO): membrane
Molecular function (GO): magnesium ion transmembrane transporter activity
Source: RefSeq, a predicted model, not a curated record